Messenger RNA from Grammomys surdaster, 1615 nucleotides. RefSeq names its product small integral membrane protein 3 (gene Smim3). The record is from RefSeq and is a predicted model, not a curated record. The transcript is spliced from 2 exons. The coding region runs from base 143 to 325 and encodes 60 amino acids. NCBI's taxonomy places the organism in Eukaryota, Metazoa, Chordata, Mammalia, Rodentia, Muridae.
CGGGCACGAUCUCGUCGCUAGCGGGGCUGAGGUUCCUGAGCUGGGGUCGCUUGAGGAUCCCUUGAGAUCCUAGGGACCCAGAAAAGCACCGGUUGCUGCUUGUAAUCCUGAGGAUCGGGAUCGGAUCUGAGGGCCAGCCAACAUGGAUGCUAUCAGCCAAUCCCCUGUGGAUGUCCUGCUUCCCAAGCACAUCCUGGACAUUUGGGCCAUAGUCCUCAUCAUCUUGGCUACCAUUGUCAUCAUGACCUCCUUGUUCCUGUGCCCGGCCACUGCGGUCAUCAUCUAUCGAAUGCGGACUCAUCCAGUUCUCAACGGGGCUGUCUGAGACUCUUGAAGGCGGGAUGGCGCGUGACGAGGGCAGGGGUCUCGUCCCUAGACAGUGGGGAGACCCAGGAGCUGCAAUUGUGCUUUAGCUUUGAUUCUGCGGUGUAGAUGUGACCAAGGGACCUAACCCUGUGAGUCCCAAGCUCCUUAGCUUUCAGCUAUGGGUCAUGACCCCUGUCUUCCUACCUCAUAGGCUGUGAGAACCACGUGACAGUGUGGGGGCGGAGCUGUUUGUGAGCAGAGAAGCUACACAGACAUUGUGAGAUGAGAAACUUUGAAGAACCAAAGACCCCUGAAGCUGCUAAUGUUAACGGAGGUGAGGGGACUGGGAAAGAGGAGCUCGGGCCAGUGCUCCUUAGCCGAACCAAGCAAAGUGGUGCACCCCAUCUUCAGCAAAGCAGACUCUUUUUUUUUUUUUUUUUUUAAAGUGACACUCCUAUUUUUCUCAGUUUGGGAGAAAGUAAUUAUGGGAGUGGAUAAUGAGAGAUGAGCAUAAGUUUCAGAAAGCUUAUGCCAAUCCCUGCUCCUGAAGGAGGGCUUUGCCGUUAUGUACCAGUGCUGACAAAGUUGGCGAGAUGGCCUGCUUUCUUCGCUGAGCCUCACAUCUGUUAGCGCUGACUCUCAGCCAUUAGAAAUGCAGGGUGGCUGAGUUUUCUGCCCAGCAUUUCAGCUCCUUUACGUGCCCCACAGUAGAGGAUUUCCCUCUGAGCUUUGUUGCUUUUAGCUUCAAGCUUUGGUUAUUAAUAUUUUGUGGCACUGGAGAUGGAACUUUGGUCUCCAACAUGCUGGGAGAGGAUUCCACCACUGAGCUAUUGCCCAAUCCUUCAUGCUGGGAGAGGAUUCCAUCACUGAGUGACAGCCCAGCCCUUCAUGCUGGGAGAGGAUUCCACCACUGAGCUACAGCCCAGUCCUUCAUGCUGGGAGAGGAUUCCACCACUGAGUUACAGCCCAGUCCUUCAUGCUGGGAGAGGAUUCCACCACUGAGUGACAGCCCAGCCCUUCUAGCCUCCGCAGCUGUUUGAAGUACUUAUUAUUUUAAGAGAUUUCCCAGGACUUUUGAACUCGGCUUCAAACAACGAUGGUUAUUUUAGAUGUUAUGAUUUAUAUUUAUAGAGAGAUAUUUCUAAACUACUAAAGCUCGCCCUUUGAUACCAGAGUCAGGGGCAUUUUGGGAUUUUUUUUUUUGUUAUGUAAGAAGAUAGCAUAGAUAUUAGGAUAAUAUGUCAAAUGAUGCUUACUCUGAUCUUCGUUGAUGUAUAUAUCCAGUUUCCAAUAAAUGUCAUACUGAGCA